AGAGUCCUGCCUCUUGCAGGGCAUCAUCCAAGACCUGAGAAAUGGGCUUCAUGCCCAGCUGCUCCGGGCUGGUGGCGAGGGGUGGAGUGAAACAACCCAGCCUCUGUCUUCCUCCCGGUGCUGUGUCCUGCGAGCUGUCGCAGCUGCCCCACAGCUGAGUGGGUCUCACCAUGAUCCAGGAGACGCUCGGGCACCUGCUGCCCGAGUUGGAGCUUGAUCCCCGCACCGUCUCCGCCCUGCUCUGCGCCUCGGCAGCAGCUGUCGCAGCGCUGAACUGGAUGCAGAGGAGACGGACCCAGAAGAAGAUGGAAGAGGCCAGGAGGAUGCGGGACCUAGGCCUGCAGCGCAUGGCGAAGGCCGUUCAGCGGUUCAAGCAGCAGAGCCCAGGGGCCGAUCCCAGUCACAUCCUCUCCCUGCCACUGGUGGAGCUGGCUGAGAAGCUGAAGGAGGGCUCCCUGUCCGCGGAGAGCGUCCUCUACACCUACAUGGACAAGGCCUUGGCGGUGACCCGGGAGCUGAACUGCCUGCGCCAUGUCAUCCCCGAGUGCGAGGAGCAGCUGCAGGAGCUGCAGGGGCAGAAGGAGAAGGGCUUGCUGCACGGCGUCCCCGUCAGCAUCAAGGACCACAUCGGCUACAAGGGUCACCUCUCCACCUGCGGUUUCACCCCGUUCCUCGGCCCGCCGGAGCAGGAGAACAGCGUGUUAGUCCAGGUCUUAAAGUGUCAGGGGGCCGUUCCCUUCGCGAUCACCAACGUCCCGCAGUCCCUGUUCAACUACGACUGCAGCAAUGCAAUCUUCGGCCAGACACUGAAUCCCUGGGACCAUCGCAAGAGCCCCGGGGGCUCCUCCGGAGGGGAGGGAGCGCUGAUCGCCGCAGGGGGGUCCAUCCUGGGCUUUGGGUCCGACCUAGGAGGCAGCAUCCGCCUGCCGUCCAGCUUCUGCGGCCUCUGCGGCCUCAAACCCACGGGCAAGAGGCUCAGCCUCUCCGGAGUGACGGUCCCGGUCCCAGGGCUUCUAUCAGUGACGGGAGCGAUCGGGCCCAUGGCGCGGGACGUGGACAGCCUGGCUCUGUGCAUGAGGGCGCUGCUGGGGGAUGCCCUGUUCCAGCUGGACCCCACCGUGCCGCCCAUCCCCUUCAACGAGAAGCUCUUCUGCGCUUCCACCCCGCUUCGGAUCGGGUACUACGAGACCGACGGCUACUUCCUGCUGCCCCCUUGCAUGAGACGGGCCGUGCGGGAGACCAGGGACCUUUUGCAGGAGGCCGGGCACAUGCUAGUGCCCUUCGCUCCCCCGCGAGUCGACUACGUGGUCAACGAACUCUUCAUGAGAGGCGCUUUUGCCGACGGGGGCUCCACGUUCGUGGACCUGUUUGCACAAGACCUUGUGGACCCAGGCUUGAAGCCCCAGGUGAAUUGCUAUCGGAUUCCAAUUUUGGUGAAGAAAAUACUGGCGCUGUUGGUUAGGCCUCUGUUCCCACGCCUGGCCAGGCAUCUGGACGCGCUGUGUGGAGUCAGGUCAGUCAAGGCGAUGUGGCAGCAUCAAGCCAGCAUACUGGCCUACCGCACAGAGUUCAUUGCCAAAUGGAAGAAACUCCAGCUGGAUGUGGUGCUGUGUCCGGUCCUGGGUCCAGCCUUCACCCUUGGCUAUCCAGGGAAGCUCCUGGCGGCUGUUUCCUCCACCAUGUUGUACAACGUCUUAGACUUCCCCGCUGGGGUUGUGCCGGUCACCACAGUUACGGAGGCUGAUGAAGAAGAGCUGCUACAUUACAGAGGGCACUACGAUGAUGCAUGGGACAGGAGGCUGAGAAAGGCUGUGGAAGGAGCCGUGGGGCUGCCCGUGGCUGUGCAGUGCGUGGCCCUGCCGUGGCAAGAGGAGCUGUGCCUUCGCUUCAUGAAGGAGGUGGAGACGCUGGCCUGUGAGAGGAAGAAAUGCAUGUGACUCCUGGGGGUCUGCGACUGUAAGAAAGCCAGCUGGGUUCCUCAAUGGUCAAUAAAAGAAUUAGAAAGCA
This is a messenger RNA of Gavialis gangeticus (Gharial), 2007 nucleotides long. RefSeq names its product vitamin D3 hydroxylase-associated protein-like. NCBI's taxonomy places the organism in Eukaryota, Metazoa, Chordata, Crocodylia, Gavialidae. Gene Ontology annotation, biological process: fatty acid catabolic process. The transcript has 15 exons. The record is from RefSeq and is a predicted model, not a curated record. Gene Ontology annotation, molecular function: fatty acid amide hydrolase activity; amidase activity. The coding region runs from base 171 to 1937 and encodes 588 amino acids.